GCUUUCCCCUUCUUCCCGGCAUUCCAGUUUCCGCUUUCUCAGUGCUCUCUGGGUCUUGCGUCACGAAGGCGCUUCGCGCCCGGGGUUUGAGUGACGUCAUCGUUCUGCGCCGUGCGGACACUUGCCUGUUGGAAAAGGGAGCGAUUUCGUCGCCCUUCGCCUCUUUUGUUGGCCUGCUGCGCCUUCUGAGUCAUGGCGCCAUCGCUAUGGAAGGGGCUAGUAGGCAUUGGCCUCUUUGCCCUGGCACACGCCGCCUUUUCCGCUGCGCAGCAUCGUUCUUAUAUGCGAUUAACGGAAAAAGAAGAUGAAUCACUGCCAAUAGAUAUAGUUCUUCAGACACUUCUGGCCUUUGCAGUUACCUGUUACGGUAUAGUUCAUAUUGCAGGGGAGUUUAAAGACAUGGAUGCCACUUCAGAACUGAAGAAUAAGACAUUUGACACCUUAAGGAAUCAUCCCUCCUUUUAUGUAUUUAAUCACCGUGGUCGUGUACUGUUCCAGCCUUCAGAAACAACAAAUUCUUCAAACCAAGAUGCAUUGUCCUCUAACACAUCACUGAAGUUACGAAAACUUGAUACACUGCGCCGUUAAGAUUUUUACAAAUUGUAGUAUCAGGAUAGGACAGGACACAGAGCUGAAUGUUGGAGUUUGGGGUGCGAAGUACUCGCCCCAAUCAGUAUUUAUAUUGACCUUUCAGACCUAAUUUAAAAAAAAAAUCUAUGGCCCCUGUUCGUACACUGUUCAUGAGGUUGUUACUAGAGUAUAUACAUUAUCUGUGAAAUGAGUCUUUGAUCUUUCAUAUAGGGAAUUUUUUUCAUUUCAAACAAAUUUGCAUCUUUUAUACAAGUUACUGUUUUGAACACAUGAAAAAUGAUGGUGGUGUUUGAGAUUAUUUAUUUACUUAGAUUUCUUUUGCACUACAGGUUUUAGCAAUCUUUUUUGGAGAUACCGUAUGACUACUGCGUUUUGCAGCCCGAAUGACAGUAAAGUGGUCUUCAGUUCUUGUCAAAUUCUGAAAUGGUGAUUUCUCACUUUUUCUUAUGUCCCAUAAAAAGUGGUUCUGCUUUCACAGAUAUUUGCCAAUUUUUACUUCUCACCCCCCAGCACUCCCAGCUAACAUCAGCUGUCUUGUUUGAUCACUUCUCUGAGAUCAUGUGCAGUAAGCAAUUUUUGUGUCAGAAAUUCUGUCAUAGCAAAUAUAUUUAACAAGCUCAGCUUGCUCUAAGGCUGCUUCUGUUCUGUUCAGUUAGCUGUAAAGAAUUUCCCUGAUUAUAUGGUAUUAAGAAUAGUGGAAGAUGACUAUAAAGUGAGUUGCGAUUUUAUUAUCCUGCCUGCCUAUGUAGAAGAAUAGUAAUCAGUGAGGAAAAGUGAUUAAGCCAGUUUUAACUUAUUCAAAGUCUGUGUUAGUCUAUUUAAUACUAAGCUAGUAAAUUAGUGAAAAUGAGGAAAACUCAUUAAUCUAAAGGCAUAUGCAAAGGAAUUAAGCCAAAUAUGUUCUAAAUAUUUGGAACUAAUAUAUUCAGUUUGUUUAGACAAUUAAGGUCAUGUAAGGAAUUGCUGUUGUAGUUCCUGAUUUAUACCUGGCUUACCAUUUCACAUCUUCCCUGUACGGUGCUGAAGAUAAAGAUGAGGAUACAAAGUUGAAUUUAUGCACAAACAGUAAUUUUACUCUUAGAGAAGUUAGGCCAGCUCUUUGGGCAAAAAAAUAAAAUUAAAAAAAACCUACAGGAAGCUCAACUUUAUUUUUCUUUUUAGAAAACAUUGUUCUUGUUGAAUUGUAUAGAUACAAGGAAUUACUUCCGUUGAACUGUACAGGUGUAAAGGGAAUAACUGUAUGCAGAUUUGAAAAGGAAAUACCGUUUGGGCAAGAGCCAUAAGAUGCCCUUAUACUUGAUGACAUGUUUCCCUUAGAAAUGAGUCUCAGCCCUUCUGUUCUGCCUGGUAAUGCACAGCCCCAUAGGACAACAUUAUUUUAUCAUUGGAUUUUUAUUGUUUUCGUUUACCAGCUCAAUCUGUGGAACAUUGACUCUGCUCUCUAAUGAGAACAAAGUUAGAAUCUGUUGGUAACUUAAAAUAAUUUAGAAAUGUGUUAGAAAUGUGAAGUUAGGGAUUAAAGUGAUAAUAAUGAAGUCAAAAUACUGUGCGAAAAACCAGCCUCUUAAAUUAGGCCCGUCUAUUGUUUCCUCAGGUACGACUUGAUUUGGAAGAGCCUCUUAUUUUCUUCUCUUGUGGGGCUAUCUUCCUUUCCUAAUGUGUUUUUGUAGCACUGUUACUGAGAUAUAAUUCACAUGGCUUGUAACUCAUCUAUUUAAUGGGUAAAGUUAAGUGAUUUUUUAUUUUUUGUAUUUUUUAUUUUUUUGGUCUUUGAGACAGGGUCUCCCUGUGCAGUUCAGGCU
Molecule: messenger RNA, 2393 nt
Organism: Chinchilla lanigera (long-tailed chinchilla)
Lineage: Eukaryota; Metazoa; Chordata; Mammalia; Rodentia; Chinchillidae
Gene: Mmgt1
Product: membrane magnesium transporter 1
Exons: 4
Coding region: 193-588 (131 amino acids)
Cellular component (GO): EMC complex; Golgi apparatus; plasma membrane
Source: RefSeq, a predicted model, not a curated record